AGCUACGGCGGCCGGGCGGCAGGUCGCUCAGUCCGCUUCGCGCUGUGACUAUGGGAGACGUGCUGGUCGAGGAGCUCGAGGACCUGGUUCACUUCUCGGUGUCCGACCUGCCGGCUCGAGGCUAUGUCGUCAUGGAGGAGAUCCGACGUCAGGGGAAACUCUGUGACGUCACGCUCAAGGUGGGGGAUCAUAAGUUCAGCGCCCACCGGAUCGUCCUGGCCGCAUCCAUCCCGUACUUCCACGCCAUGUUCACCAACGACAUGGUGGAGUGUAAACAGGACGAGAUCCUGAUGCAGGGCAUGGACCCCAGUGCUCUGGAGGCUCUGAUAAACUUUGCGUACAGCGGCCAUGUUGCCAUCGACCAGCAGAACGUCCAGUCUCUCCUGAUUGGCUCCAGCUUCCUGCAGCUGCAGAACGUUAAAGAUGCCUGCUGUUCCUUCCUGCAGGAGAGGUUACACCCUAAGAACUGUCUUGGCGUGCGUCAGUUUGCAGAGACGAUGAUGUGUACAACGCUAUAUGACUCAGCCAAUAGUUUCCUCCAUCAGCACUUCGUGGAGGUUUCUGUGUCCGAAGAGUUUCUGGGUCUGAGGACGGAGGAGGUGCUUGAGCUGGUGGGCUGCGACGAGCUCAACAUCAAGGCCGAAGAACAGGUUUUCGAGGCUGUGCUGGCCUGGGUGCACCAUGACCAGAACCUGAGGGAGUCACUGCUGCCAGAGCUGCUGUCAAAGAUCAGACUUCCUCUGUGUCGACCUCAGUUCCUGUCGGACCGAGUCCAGCAGGACGACCUCAUACGUUGCUGCCAUAAAUGCAGAGAUCUGGUAGAUGAAGCCAAAGAUUUCCACCUGAUGCCGGAGCGGCGUCCCCACCUGCCGGCCUUCAAGACCAGACAGAGGUGCUGCACGUCCAUUACAGGACUCAUCUACGCUGUGGGAGGACUCAACUCCUCAGGUGACUCCUUAAAUGUGGUCGAAGUGUUUGAUCCAAUCGGAAACUUCUGGGAGCGCUGUCAGCCAAUGAGGACAGCUCGAAGCAGAGUGGGCGUGGCCGUCAUUAACGGUCUGCUGUAUGCCAUUGGUGGAUACGACGGCCAAUCACGGCUCAGCACAGUAGAGGUUUACAACCCGGAGACGGACAGCUGGACACGUGUGUCGAGCAUGAACAGCCAGCGCAGUGCCAUGGGAACGGUGGUGAUUGACGGACAUAUCUAUGUGUGCGGCGGCUACGACGGGAAAUCCUCCCUGAACUCUGUGGAGUGUUACUCACCUGAGACCGACAGGUGGGCGGUGAUGACGGAGAUGAGUGCGAGUCGCAGCGCUGCAGGUGUCACCGUGUUUGACGGACGCAUCUUUGUGUCUGGCGGCCAUGACGGUUUACAGAUCUUCAACACGGUGGAGUCCUAUAACCACCACACUAACCGCUGGCACCCGGCGGCGGCCAUGCUGAACAAGCGUUGCCGGCAUGGCGCGGCGGCACUUGGCAGUCACAUGUACGUGGUGGGCGGGUACGACGGCUCGGGCUUCCUGAGUGGCGCUGAGGUGUUCAGCUCAACGACUAGCCAGUGGAGCCUCCUGGUAGCCAUGAACACUCGCCGCAGCCGGGUGUCGCUGGUCGCCACGUCGGGCCGGCUGUAUGCCGUCGGCGGGUACGACGGACAGUCGAACCUCGGCUCCGUGGAGACGUUCAACCCAGACACCGGCCGCUGGAGCUUCAUGGCGCCGAUGGUCAGCCAUGAGGGCGGCGUUGGCGUCGGCUGCAUCCCGCUGCAGCCCGCCUAGACGUCCAAUCACAGGCUGAGGAUUACUGGUUACUGACGCCGCGGGGAGGCACCGCCCUCCGCCGGCAUCCACUGAGCUGCAUCGGUACGACGGCCGCGCUCAGACCUGCACACUGACGCCGGCCUGGGGGAUUCUGGGUAAAAACUGCGGAUCUAGCCUGCGGAGGCUAACUGCUAGCAUCAUGCUAUUAGCGAGCGUGGACGAAUAAUUGUUUUAUACUUGAUUCAAACAGGAAGUCACUUCCUUUUCAAAAUAAAGCUGCUGAAACAGGACGAGUGUCUGAUCCCAGUCACUGAACAGGAAGUGGAGCUGCAGACACGUGAAGAAGAAGAAUGGCUACUUCCUGUUUCAUCUUCAAACCUCCGAGGGCGAAUUCACCCUGAUGAUGUCACACUGAUGAUAUCACAGCAGUGAUCAUUAGUUCUGGUGUAAGCGUGUGUGGCGUCUCGGCGGUGAGAGGGGCGCCGUCACGUUUACACAACAUCAUAUAAACAGUUUUAAUUUUUUCUAAACUGACAGGAAGUGGAGUGUCAGAAUAAAACAGUUUGAUGCUCGGAGCUGAUAAUGGCCCUGUUCAUUCCUAUGAAAGCUGCUCAGCGGACCAUGACUUUGCUGGUGUUAGAGGGACCUUCUGCGCUGUGGGGACUAAAAUUAUUUACUCUUUCGGCUCAUCAAGACUUUCCUGUUUAGUUGUUUGAACGUGAUGAAGCCAGUUGGUUCUUCUUCUCUGGUUCUGUGAAUUCGCUCUCGGAGGGUUUUCCAUCAGCUCAUAGUGAAAUCUAACUUUUAUUGGGAAAAUACAGGAAGUCAAAGGCGUUGCUAAUCUGAUAGAUGCUAACGUGCUAACACCAACCAAUCGGCUGUCUUUUUUCUUCUCUGGUUUUUACUGGACUGUGAUCUGUUAUCAAGCAGAAAACAGAAUCCUGCAACUGAAAAAUGUUUUAUUGUCAGUAAAAAUAUUUAGUUUGAAAAAGUUUUAAUGUGUUUCACUCAGAUCAACAAACAAUUUUCACAUUAAAACACAAAUGUAUUUUACUGAAACAAAAUAUUUUAGAUUUCAAAAUAAAGACAAGUGACUCGAUGUUGCCUCACCUGCUGACUCAUCUGCUGACUCACCUGCUGACUCACCUGCUGACUCACCUGUUGACUCACCUGCUGACUCACCUGUUGACUCACCUGCUGACUCAUCUGCUGAUUCACCUGCUGACUCAUCUGCUGACCUGCUGACCCAACCGCAGACUCACCUGACUCACCUGCUGAUUCAACCGUUGACUGACCUGCGGCACCCCCUGUGGACAGUUUUGUCUUGUUCCUGCUGAACGUCUCUUACAGACCAUAAUGUCCCGUCACCAUGGCAACGCUGUGCGGAGGCUGAUCGAUAACUUAAAUAAUAUGAAUAAUUUCUGUUUAAUGAGUUAUUGAUACAUAAAGUUGGUAUUGAUUAUUAAAGAUUCCACUUCCUGUUUGAAUAAUUAAUAACUGUGAGAUUAUCGAUCUGCAGCUGCACAUCAUGUUUGUUAUUGAUGAUUGAUUAGUUUGUGGAUCAUUAAAGACGCUGCUGGUUCCUGAACGUCUCGUCUU
Molecule: messenger RNA, 3356 nt
Organism: Centropristis striata (black sea bass)
Lineage: Eukaryota; Metazoa; Chordata; Actinopteri; Perciformes; Serranidae
Gene: klhl18
Product: kelch-like family member 18
Exons: 10
Coding region: 51-1775 (574 amino acids)
Molecular function (GO): protein binding
Source: RefSeq, a predicted model, not a curated record